AUGGAGAGAGACCAGAGUGAGACCAGAGACCAGAGUGAGACCGAGGAGCAGGAGAGUCGUCCAGUCAUUACACAGCCAAAGAGCUCUGCCCUCCUCGGUCACAGACACUCGGUCCACUCGGUCUCGUUCUGUUCCUCCUCCCUCCUGUGCUCGGGAUCCCGUUGUGGUGAGGUGAGACUGUGGUCGUUGCCCAGUGCUUCCUGUGUGGGCUGUUUCCAGGCUCACUGCGGCUCCACACACGCUCUCCGCUUCAUCGACGGCGGCAGGAGGCUGCUGAGCGCGGGCGCCGACCACACGCUCCAGCUCUGGUCUGCAGGACUGGGCCGCUCCGUCAGGACCCUGAGGCCUGAGCAGGUCCCCUUUGAGCCCCCUCAGAAGAGGAGGAGAGCGCCCCCUGCUGACCCUGCUCUGUCUGUGUCCAUCUGUGGAAACACUGCAGCUGUCGGAACAUCAGGACACAUCACACUGUACAGCCUGGACUCAGGAGAAACCCUCUGGACGUCUGAGGACUUUCCCUUCUCUGCCCACUGUCUGCUCUGGGUCUCUGAGGACCAGGAUCAGGACCAAGACCAGGACCAGAAACAAGACCAGGACCAGGAUCAGGAACAGGACCAGGAACAGGACCAGGAACAGGACCAGGACCAGGAACAGGACCAGGAACAGGACCAGGAUCAAAACCAGAUGGAGGUUCAGAGUGAGAACCAGGGUGAGGAACAGGGUGAGGACCAGAGUGAGGACCAGAGUGAGAACCCGAAAGAGGACCAGACCCAGCCUCAGUCCAAGCCCUUGGUGCAGCUGCUGGUCUCUGGAGCGCAGGACCGGCGUGUGAGAGUCUGGAGACAACGGGAUGAAGAAGAAGGACCUACGGGAGGCCUGGAGGUGGCGGCCAUUUUGGAUUUCCACCAGGGUCCGGUUCUGGCUUUGGCAAAAAAUAACACUUACCUGGCAACCGCUUCAGAUGACGGCAGCGUGGCCUUGUGGCUCCUCUCUGACCUCCUCCUCUCUGCACCUCCUCACUCUGCACCUCCUCACUCUGCACCUCCUCACUCUGCACCUCCUCACUCUGUGCUCCGAGCUCACAGUCGAGGAGUCUCCUGCCUCAGCUUCAGCCCAAAGGGAGACCAGCUGCUGUCCGGAGGGAAAGACCAGGCCUUGAUAUUAUGGGAUGUGGGCGAGACUCCGGUUCUGUCCAAGUCUCUUCUUCACUGUCACAGAGACUGGAUCACGGGCGUGGCCUGGACCCAGGACUGCGUGGUGAGUGCACGUCACAUGUCUGUCGUUACUGGAUGA
Molecule: messenger RNA, 1290 nt
Organism: Knipowitschia caucasica
Lineage: Eukaryota; Metazoa; Chordata; Actinopteri; Gobiiformes; Gobiidae
Source: the annotation of a GenBank genome assembly